CUCCGGUCCGAACUGGCAGAAAAGCCUCCGAAGAAUCGCCGUUAUCAAGAUCAACGACGUCAUAUGACACGCUAAGGAAUUAUGGUCGGACGGAUGAAGGAGCUUGAAGUUUCAACAUUCUUCUUCUUUCUCAACAUCCACCAUGCCUGCUAGUAAAUCCAUAAAACUCAACACCGGCGCUGAAAUGCCGACCCUUGGCCUCGGUACUUGGCGCUCUCAACCUGGAGCUGUCGAGCACGCCGUGGAGUACGCACUCAAGAAUGGCUAUCGAAACAUUGACACUGCUACUGCCUACGGAAACGAGUCCGAAGUAGGCCAAGGAAUCAAAAAGUCUGGCGUUCCUCGCGAAGAAAUCUUCUUGACCACCAAGUUGAACAAUCCUGAUAUGGGUCGCCCGAAAGAGGCACUCGAGUAUUCUUUGAAGCAGCUUGACACGCCUUACCUCGAUCUCUGGCUCAUGCAUUGGCCUGCACCCAUGACUAAGGAAGGUGGAGCGGACAAGUCUAUUGACUGGCUCGACACCUGGCACGAGAUGGAGAAGCUCUACAAGGCUCAUCCAGAGAAGAUCAAAGCCAUCGGUGUCAGCAACUUUUCUGUCGAAUACCUGAAGCGUCUGUUGUCCAACAGCGAAGUUGUGCCUGCCGCUAAUCAAAUCGAGUUGCACCCUUCCUGCCCUCAACAGGAAGUCAUCGACCUUUGUGUCAGCAAAGGCAUCGCCGUCACUGGCUAUUCACCGCUCGGAUCAGAGGGCGCGCCGUUGUUGAAGAAUCCGACUGUGGUGAAGAUCGCUGAGAAAUACGGUGUAAAGCCUGGAACCAUUCUCAUCUCAUUGCAAGCUAAUAGGCCGAAAGUUAAUGUUCUCCCUAAAUCCGUUACCAAUGAACGUAUCCUUGCCAACGCAACGAUCAUCGACCUAGAACCUGCCGAUGUUGUUGAACUCAACCAAAUCGCGAAGACGGAGCCAUUCCGUGCCUGUCACCCGAGCUGGGCUGGUUGGGGCAACCUGGGCUUCACUGAGAGCGUCUAGAAAUAGAACUUAAGAAUUUAGAUAUAUAGAGCCAGAAGAGAUGGUGUUUCUAUAUUGUUAUGCAUAAUCGAAGUAUUCGCCAGCAAUGUACAUAUCUCAAUUCGGGCAACGGUGGACUAUUCUAUGAGAA
Lentinula edodes (shiitake mushroom) is the source of this 1157-nucleotide messenger RNA. RefSeq names its product NADP-dependent oxidoreductase domain-containing protein. Lineage: Eukaryota; Fungi; Basidiomycota; Agaricomycetes; Agaricales; Omphalotaceae. Gene Ontology annotation, cellular component: cytosol. The coding region runs from base 143 to 1027 and encodes 294 amino acids. The record is from RefSeq and is a predicted model, not a curated record. Gene Ontology annotation, molecular function: aldose reductase (NADPH) activity. The transcript is spliced from 5 exons.